Messenger RNA from Poecilia latipinna (sailfin molly), 615 nucleotides. RefSeq names its product cornifelin homolog A-like. The transcript has 3 exons. The record is from RefSeq and is a predicted model, not a curated record. The coding region runs from base 16 to 429 and encodes 137 amino acids. NCBI's taxonomy places the organism in Eukaryota, Metazoa, Chordata, Actinopteri, Cyprinodontiformes, Poeciliidae.
AGGUUCUAUCAUCUGAUGGCAGACCAACCCCUGACUGACUGGGACAGUGAUCUCUUUGACUGCUGCGAGGAUGCACAGACUUGUUGCUAUGGUUUCUGGUGCGGGCCAUGCCUUGCCUGCACUGUUUCAGGCAGAUUUGGAGAGAGCCGCUGGCUCCCCUUAUGUGACAUGUGUGUUGAUAAAAUGAUCUCUCCAGCAGCCCUGUCUCUAAGAGUUGCCAUGAGACACAAAUAUGGUAUCAAGGGUUCACUUUGCAAGGAUAUUGUUGCGACCAGCUGCUGCCCAAUAUGUGUCUGGUGUCAGAUGUACCGCGAGUUAAAACAUCGCAAAAAGUCCCCCGUCGUCAUCAACAUGCAGGUGCAAUCUCCUGUCAACAUGCAGCCUCAUCCAAUGAUGGCAGUUCCUCCUCAGCCUGUUUUCAACAGAUAAGCAGAAAUCAUCCAGGCUUCCUUUUGAUUUUCAUCAUCACAAUAUUUAACAUUAUCACCAUUGCAAGAUAUUUUAAUUUUAUGUAUCUUAAUUUGGACAGAACAAAUAGGUUCAGCAAGAUCUAGAGAAAUUCAUCCAUGUGUUUAUCUUUGGUCGCAUUGAUUACUGCAACAGUGUCUUUACAGA